CACUCUUCUCUUCUCGAAUCCUAACUCCCUCCUUUACCCCGAGACGAAGGCAAGUCGACAUCGCCAACAGAUCUGGUCCCAAUGUCUUCCAUACCGAAUGCUCCUUCUAAUAUACCUCGAGAUUUUCUCCCUCCAGAGGCGACGAGGCCUCGGCCACCGGCUGUGCCCGUCUUCCUGACCGGGACGACAGAAAACCACCCCGACGCUCUGCAGAUCGUACGUACGUUAUCGUCGCGAUUCGGAAAAGGAAAUCUCGGGCGUAUCCGUAUCCGGGAGCGUAAUGCAGAGCGGGAGAGGGAGGUACGGUGCAGCGCCGCGCCUUCUUUGGCAGGCCAGAUCAGAGCGGGCAUGAUACUUGCAGGCACUGCGAAUGUCGUCCAGCACACGACGUACAAAAAGCUUACGCUUCUGCAGCGGCCCGUCAGUCUGCCAGUCAGACAUAACCCGGCCACUCUACAAUUACUCCGAAGGCAUGCGAUACAUCACGAGAGCGCCAAUUGAGCAUUUGGGGGCGACGGACGAGAGCGAGCAGAGCCGCGAUUGAGCUGAGCUUGAGCGAGCUGCAGCGCGGGACGGGAGGUAAAAUUACCGCGGCCGAUUCUGUUCCGGGAGCUUUUCGUACGAGCUGUACCGCAUGCGCGCAUGUGAGCGAGUGAGCGAAGAGCGCGCAGCACUUUUAUUAAGAAGUGUGUGCCGUUGUUGUCCGCGGAAAUAGUGAACCGGGUGGGCGAGUAGUACAAGGCGUGUCGUGCUUCGCUCGUACUGGGACUGCACUCCAGGUCCAGUCCAGGUGAUUUGCCUUCCUUUGAGAAAGUCCCCUGGGCAUCGGCAUUCUUCAAACGUUCUUAGUGAGAGCUGAAGUACUGGAGAUUUGAGAAAUAUCAACGACGAUGGAAACCAGGGCGACGCGCACUGCAAUUGUCGCCUUGAGCGUUCUGCUUAUCUUCCCGGGAGCACUUGCGUCGGUGUACAGCGUAGGUGGCAGCAGCAUUGGUCAGUUGGAGGUGAAUUGGGUGGUGCCAAAUGGCACAAUCAACUACUCUAACUGGGCCAGCAAUUUCACUAUCCAUGUUGGCGAUUCUCUCUAUUUCAAGUACAAUCCCAAUUAUCACAACGUGGUGAAAGUGAACUCUACGAUGUACGCGCUCUGCGACAGCAGCCAUUAUUUGCAGGUGUGGGAUACAGGUGACACUACGGUUUUCAUCCAGGAACCGGGCAUGCAUUACUUCAUUUGUGGAGCUCCAACGCACUGCCAAAAGGCUCAAGCCUUCUCCAUUCUUGCGUUACCCGCUGUUGGGCCUCCGCCCCCACCUCCGGGCAGCAACCCUGGAUUUAUCUCUCCCCCAGCUAGUGCAGCAACUGAUGUGCAUGUACUGAGAGGUAUCUUAACCCUCAGCCUCGCUGUGCUGUUCGCGACCUGCCUGUAAUGCUUGCAGACUAGUGGGAAAACCUUGGCUUUUACGAUUCUGUCCGCAACAAUUUCAUUGAUGUAGGUGGUAAUCUUCUAAGAUUUUGAAGUAGUGAAUGCUUAUAAGUGAUUCCGCAUUGUCUUCAAAAGUUUUGAACUAUCUUGAAUCGUGAGGCCAGUCAAACUACAGUAGGUGCAGAUGACAGAAUUUCGUCCUGCUUCGUUUACGCUCCCAUGUUUGGGUUUCGCGGACUUCACAAGACUGUGCUCAGUACUCUAGUCUUCAUCAUGGAAUAUCAGAGACGCACGUCACAUCCACUGUUUAGAUACAAACGGUAUAAUCUAUAUGAAAGGGGUUGUCGUUAUCUUACUCUUGUAUAUUCAUAACACACGUUGAGAAUAUAAAGAAAUUACCUCGCCAUACAAAGGCGU
Messenger RNA from Marchantia polymorpha subsp. ruderalis, 1840 nucleotides. NCBI's taxonomy places the organism in Eukaryota, Viridiplantae, Streptophyta, Marchantiopsida, Marchantiales, Marchantiaceae. The record is from the annotation of a GenBank genome assembly.